Messenger RNA from Mauremys mutica (yellowpond turtle), 6823 nucleotides. RefSeq names its product collagen type XXIII alpha 1 chain (gene COL23A1). The coding region runs from base 115 to 1713 and encodes 532 amino acids. Lineage: Eukaryota; Metazoa; Chordata; Testudines; Geoemydidae. The record is from RefSeq and is a predicted model, not a curated record. The transcript is spliced from 29 exons.
CGCUGCGCGCCCCGGGCAGGAGCCGCGCGGGCGGGCGCCCGCUCGCCGCAGCCUGAGGGCGGAUCGGGGCCGCCGCAGAACCGCUCGCUCUGCCGCGCGCCGAGCCGCGGGACCAUGAGCCGGGGCGACGGGAGGCUACAAGCGGCGGCUGCCGCUGCCGGGCUGCCUCCAGCCGGCGCCCGGUGCGCUGGGGGCGGCGGCUCCGCAGCCCUCUGCCUGCUGCUCUCGCUCACCUCGCUGGCCGCCUGCCUGCUGCUGAGCGCCAAGACGUGCGAGCUGCAGGGCAGGGUGGCGGCGCUGGAGGAGCGGGGCGGCCCCGGCUGGGCACCGGGAGCCCCCCUGAGCCCCGAACCGCUGCUCGCCCUGCUGCAGCCCCACAUGGAGCAGCUCUUCCGGGAGAAACUGGGCGAAGGAUUAGCCAAGCUGCGGACAGUGCGAGAGGCUCCAUCUGAAUGUGUCUGCCCACCAGGCCCUCCAGGAAGGCGGGGAAAGCCGGGACGACGAGGAGAACCUGGACCUGCAGGGCAGUCAGGACGAGAUGGCUACCCGGGGCCCCUUGGUUUGGAUGGCAAGCCAGGACCUCCCGGACCAAAAGGGGAAAAGGGUGAACAAGGGGACGUCGGCCCAAGGGGUGAUCAAGGUCAAGAUGGAGCUGCUGGCCAACCAGGUCCCCCAGGACCACCGGGUGCAAGGGGUCCCCCUGGAGAUACAGGAAAAGAUGGCCCCAGGGGACCACAAGGCCUCCCUGGCUUAAAAGGAGAGCCGGGAGAAGCUGGAGUGAUGGGUGUAAGGGGACCUUCGGGACUAAAGGGUGAGCCUGGUUUUCCAGGGAGAAAGGGUGAUGAUGGGACCCCAGGACAGCCAGGGCUUCAAGGGCCUAAGGGAGAGCAAGGAAGCACAGGUCCCAAAGGAGAGAAAGGAAUAGAUGGAUUGCCAGGAUCAAAGGGUGAUCCUGGUGAGAGAGGAGAUGGACCCAUUGGACCAAGGGGUCCACCUGGCCUGAAGGGGGAACAGGGAGAUACUGUAAUAAUUGACUAUGAUGGCAGAAUCCUGGAUGCACUCAAGGGCCCACCAGGACCCCAAGGGCCACCAGGUCCUCAAGGAGCUCCAGGACCAAAGGGGGAGCUUGGAUUGCCUGGUCCACCUGGAGUUGAUGGAGAAAAGGGAUCUAAAGGAGACCCAGGAAAUCCUGGGAUAAUGGGACAAAAAGGAGAGAUUGGAGAAAUGGGCUUGUCUGGCCUACCGGGAAUCGAUGGGUCAAAAGGAGAGAAAGGAGAAACCGGAUCCCCGUGUUUGCAGAACAAUCAUAUAAUACCAGAACCCGGACCCCCUGGAUUGCCAGGCCCUAUGGGUCCUCAAGGAAUCCCAGGUCCUAAGGGCUUGGAUGGUGUAAAGGGAGAAAAAGGUGACCAUGGUGAGAAAGGGGCAGCUGGUGACACUGGGCCACCUGGUCCUGCUGGUCCCCCGGGACUUAUUGGCUUACCAGGCACCAAAGGGGAGAAGGGCAAGCCAGGGGAACCAGGAUUAGAUGGUUUCCCAGGUCUACGAGGUGAGAAAGGAGAUAAAAGUGAAAGGGGAGAGAAGGGAGAAAGAGGAAUACCUGGCAGAAAAGGAGCCAAGGGGCAAAAAGGAGAACCAGGACCGCCUGGGUUGGAUCAGCCUUGCCCAGUGGGACCAGAUGGACUGCCAGUACCGGGAUGUUGGCACAAGUGAUCUCUAACCAUGAAGCAUAAAGUAUGUAAAUAAUGUGACAUAUUUUGAUCUUUUAAUUUUUGUAAAAAAAUAUCAACAGUAAUAUAUUGAACUUUUUUAUACUGGAUGCUGUCAUUUAUGGACUUUUAAAAUGUUAUAAAGUUUCCAAAGCCCAUUGGACAUGCAUGGAAACAUUGGGAGUUUAUAUACAAACAAGCUGCAGUGGAUGGGAAUAAUCGUAUUUGCUGCUAAUGCUACUGUGUGGACUAACAGUACUGAGACAAUUUGUUGCCUAGUGUGCCUUAGAGCAUGGAGGAGAAAGAUCCCUCUUCUAAAUUUGGCUUUCAACUCUGCAUUUCUGUUGCACACUCACUAAAAGGGUGAAAAAACAUGGCUGAAAGCAAAAAAGAAAAGAAGACUGCAGCCCUAGAAAUGAAAGAAACUCAUUUGUCAUCCGGCCAAGUGAAAGGACUUUCAGCUGGCAGAGAAAACAAAGCCAACCCCAUUCCCUGCUACAUGCUCCCACCCUGAUGGAAAUGGUAAAGUUUUGGCUCAAUAUGAUGAACUCGGCCAUCUGUGCAUGCUUCAACUACUAAUGACAAAACUUGUAUCUCGGGAAGAAACUUACUUUUAACCUUCUGGAGUGUGUGGCUGAAGAGUUACAAGAGUCUUGCUGGGGAUUCCGUCUUUGUUACUGCAGAAUCCAGAGAACCUGAGAAACCUCAUCUGCCAAACACACUUUUAAAAAAAAUUGCUAUCUUAGGCUCGGCGCAUAGUGAGAACUCUGCUAAAGUCUUUUCUAAAGCAAGAGAGCACUUACGCUGGGGGGAUCCCAAAACUUGGAAGAGGUCACAGUAUGAAAUAUGGUAUUCAAUUCCCUUGGUUGGUGGGGCUUGUUUUGUGAACAUUAUACAAUUUGAUCUGCAUACUCAUACUUUUCCUCCACCUCCUUCUCCCUGUCUCUCUUUUUCUUUGCUGUAAAUGAGUUUGAACUCAGGCUCAGUCUAUACCACAUACCCACUCAAAAAUACUGGGUGAACUGAGAUUACAGUGACACAGUAAUCCCAUUCUGCAAGUUACCUUGACCAGUUCCAUUCCAUUCUUGAAGAAAUGAACACCCAGAAAGCCUAAUGGUUUCUCUUUAUGGGAUGGGGAGAGGGCUUAACAGUAGAUACCAAUGACAUUGAAAAGUGUCUAGACAAAACUUGGAUGUACCGGUAAACAGGUCAUCAGAGCCUAUUUCCUAUAUCAGGUAAAGCCUAAUUAACCAAAAGCUCAAAACCCAGGCUUUUAGGACAUGCUGAUUUUGUAGGUGAUGUACUAGUAGGGAGUAGUAAGGUAGCUAGGCAGAUUGGAGAAACCUAAAGUGAUUACACAGCCAUCAAGUACACUGAUCGUGGAUAGGAGCUGCAACUGCAUGCCUAGCCAUACAGAGUGGAGUAGCAGUGCACCACCUACAGGGAACGGACGGCGUUCCCAUCUUGGAAGGAGCUCUAGAACUGGCUGAGGAGAGUUGUCUCUAAAAGGAAAAAGUUGCAUGGCAAAAAAAUUGCAAUCUUUUGAUCUCUGUGCUCCUCCCAAUACACUUCUUUAGUAGCAUAAUGUAACUAAAGGAUAAAGAGAGAGGAAACAUCAAAAUUUUGUGCCUGUGGUGCUUAUUGUGGUGUUCCAAGCCUUGUGUUUAGAUCAUUAUUCCAUUGAGUCUACUGGGCACAUGCAGGCUUGUGAUGAAGUGAGGAUACUGGGAUAAAGGCAAGAAUUACUGAGCUUUGCCUGUACAAGUUAACCUAGUGCAGAGUUAAUUCCAGCUCUAAUAAUACGAACAAGGGUAAUGUGCUCAGUACUGUAUGCUGCUCUCCAUUAAUGUCUCCAAACAGAUGAUAGAAAGUUUCAGAAUGAUGCCUAUGAAUUAUCAUCCAUGCCUUGGUGCAUUAUUUCUACUGGAUUUAUUUAGGAAAGCCUCCUAGACAACAGAGUGCAUUUCCUGUACACUGAUUAAUGUUUGAAAUGGACAUACAGAUCAUCAUGAUAGAAGAUGUGGACUACAUAAAAGAUUCACAGGAAAAGUUAACUUUCUUAUAUUUGUCAGCCACUUUGAUUUUGUAUUACUUGUCUUUUUUUGUUUAAAGACUAUAAAGGUGUAUGUUGUAUUUUUUGCUGUUCUCUAUAAUUAUAUUGAUUAAAACUCAGAUAAACUAAUAGGUCAAGAAACAGGAAUUAUAUAAUUUUAACCAGCAAUAAAAAUGCAUUUUAAUUAUUUCUAAUUCAGGAGGUGAGCUAUCACUUUUAAGGGGAGAUUCUGAAAGGCACAAAGGGCAGUAUGCACCCAAUUCCCUAGUUCAUGUUAACAUAGUCAAACAGGACUAUGUUAACAUGAACUUAGAUAUCUUUUAGAGCACGCCAACAGGAUCUACAUGGGGCAUUUAGAGUACAGCAUACUGGAGUGCUUUACAAAUCACACUCCUCUAGUGCAUUUUCCAAGGCAAUGUAAACAAGCCCUAAAGCUAGAGUGGUUUAUUUCAUUCACUGUUGUUCAGGGCAGUCCUGGCCGUAUGCUGCACCCUGUCAUUUCAGUCAGGUUAAAUGCCCGAUUCUUGGUAACAGUUACAGUACAGUUGCCCUGUCUAGACUAGCCUAUGCAGAAUUUUAGGGAAAUCUUCCAUUGUUGGUCUAGCAUUCGUGUAGCACAAUCAGUGCAAGCAACAGUAUGAUUGCACCAAUGCUAUAGUAGUAGUAGUGGGAGAUCUUCCUAUAAUUCCCAAUGGGAAGAUAUCCUCUGGCCUUGACUACUUUCCAAAUAUUUCCCGUCAUUGCAAGCUUCAGUUCAGUGUCACCAGCAUAUAGACAUUGGUACCCUGAAGUAGACUCACUUCCAGCAUUUUAAACAAUCUGAUGAUGUAAGCCUGCCCUUGUGUGGGGGGGGGGGAGGGGGGACUGUAGUUUGCAGUUGAUGCAAUUACAUACUUGGAGGUUAAUCGAGGAAUGUUUCUCCUAGUUAGGAAAGAGAUUGGGAGAAAACCCAAACUGACUCCAAACUGAAAAUAUUUCUUUCCAAGCCUUGAUAGUUAUUUUUGGUAGUUAGAUUAAGAAAUCAAGAUGUUGCCACGUACUUUUUCUUUCACAGAUUGCUUACAUUUUCUGUAUAUAUAAUAAUGAUGAACUUAUUUCUCCUGUAUAUUUAAAAUGUCUAUCUAUGAAUGUUUUCUCCUAAUGCUAAAGCUGAAAUAUUUCUUGUGUUUUCUAGAAAACCAAAGGAUAAAAUGUUUCUUAGUCAGCUUUUCAGUUUUAUACUUUCAUAUGUUUGGUGUCUGAUGGUCUUUAACUAAACAAAUCAUUGAUAUGUGCUUUCUGAACUGGUCAUUCUUGUUAAUGCUAAAACUGGAAAAGCUGGAAUCUACCCAUGUCAAAAAUAUCUAUUAAGUAUAUUCCAUAUUUUUAAGCCUGUCUGAUAUAUUACCACGGUUAUCUACUAUAAAAAGGUUGUAUGUUUGUUAUGGCCAAGACUUCCAUGACAGGAACCCUGUUCUUAGGGUUGCUUUUUUUUUUGUUCGUUUGUUUUCUUGUUUGUUUGUGUUUUUGUUUUAUUUAGUCACAGUGUCAAAUUCCUAGAUAGUGUAAAACUGGCAUCAGUCCACAGUGGAGCAAGGGUCCUUCAUGAUUUUUUUACAAAUUUUGUCCCCAAUCCUGCAGUCAGACCUGUGCAGGCAGACUCUUCCACCCACAAGAAUCCAACUGCAGGAUCAGGACUUUGGUGUUCUCUACAUACCAUGUAGUGGAGUUUGAGUUUUCAACUAUUAGCUAAACACCACUAAAUUGUGUUAUGCAAUUCACAAUAAAAUAAAUGGUAUUCAUUUAAAUAUUCUCAUCACUUCCUAUGGCAAACAACUUAAAGUAUUGUUAUGCCAUGACACUUCCAGAUUUAUUGCCAUGACAAAUAGCCAGUCUCUGCCAUAAAUAACCUUUCAUAAUGUAUAAUUAUGCAUCCUUUUGGCAGGAAAAUUCAACAAACAAAACUAGAGCUAUUCAAUAAACAAAACUAGAGGUAGUACCCAUGUUUUGGUAGAUUGCAUGGCAACUGAAUGGUUGUUUAAUGCUGCCCCCUAGAGGAUAUGUUUUCUAGCAAAAUAAGUAGCUUUAUGUCAGGGAAAGGGGAAUCUGAUUUUUCUGAUGUUAAUUUGGGGGAGAAGUAUGGAUAAUUCUCUUGUAUUUUUAUGGUUGAAAUAUCUCUGUAAAACAACAGAAUAUUUAUUUAAAUACAGUUUCAUAUUUUCAAUUUUUUUUUUUAGUUUGUACAUUUUCUGACAUGUCACCAUAAUGGGAAACACCAUAAGCUUCUCAUUUGUUCUUAUUUAAUUGUUAUCCUAGUAAUUAAUUCAUGUGCUUCUUAGACAGACACACACAAAAAAAAUUGCCUGAGAUUACCAGCCAAACUUCUUUGAGAAGAGAGAAAACUCUUAAAUAUUUUCCAGAUUGUCAACAGAUUUAUCUGAACAAUGAGCCAAAUGUACAAAUAGAGAAUUAAAAAUCUGACUAUAAAAUGUAAACAAUAAAAGCUGCUCUUAAAAAAAUUAUCCUCAGCCAAGUACUAUGUAUUCUUGGCCCAAUUCUACUCAACAGAAUUUACACCAGUGUAGCUAAGAAUAGAAUUUGGCCAUCUUUUUUUUUAAUGGUACUUGUUUCAAUUAGGAUGCACUGUAACCUCAGUAUUGCUUUCCCUCAUUUUAUGCAUGUGAUUGUUUUUACUUCGUAAGAAUUUUUUACCGGACAAUGAUAAACGAUUUAUAAGUAAAUAUUUGCUGGUGCACUUAAUAGAUAGAACUGGUCUUCCUAUCUGUUAGCAAGAAUUUUUUUGAAGUAUUUAAUUAAAUAUUUUCACAGAUUUCAAGCUGCCCAAGUCACUUUAAUGUGCACAACAGGCACAGAUGUGGCAUAUUGCCUUGGGUGUUACUGACCUUGGCAGCCCUACAAGACCACCUUUAUGCAGAGAUAAACUGUUUCACUGCUAAGAAUAACUAUUCUAGGAACGCAGAUAAUUAGGAAGGAAGAACAACUGAUCCCUUUAGUCCAGGGGUUGGCAACCUACGGCACACGUGCCAAAGGUGGCACACAAGCCGAUUUUUGAUGGUACGUG